Molecule: messenger RNA, 896 nt
Organism: Pogonomyrmex barbatus (red harvester ant)
Lineage: Eukaryota; Metazoa; Arthropoda; Insecta; Hymenoptera; Formicidae
Product: synaptic plasticity regulator PANTS
Source: RefSeq, a predicted model, not a curated record
UAAUAAUCGAAUAACAUUUUAUAAUGCACAUUUUAUAAAACUUAGGCGCAAACGCGCACGCUUAAUCUAGACCUAACCUAUACCUAACUUAUAUACGAUACAUAACGAUACCUAGAAUCGUUUCUAUAUUUUCGACUUUAACCUAAUACUUAGCUUAUGACCUACCUCGCUUCUAGUUAUAAUAUAUUUAGGCUGUGUUCAUUGCCAGUACUGAAAUUGUAUAAUAGACAAUUUUAUAUAUAUUGUAAAAAUCUUAUUUAUAUUGAAAAGUCUUAUGCAAUUGAUAUACUUUAGUGAAUAUGGGCGAAGCUGAUAAAGAAAAAGCAUCACGCCAGUAUGAUUGGUCGGUAUAUAAGACCAUGUAUAUUAUACAAGGAUGAAUACGAUGAUUGUACCAGUAUAAAAGCUCGUUUCCAUCAGUACUUCAUAUUUGGCGAAAGUAUCGAUUGCAAUCAAUGGAAGAUUGAUUAUGAUAACUGUUAUCAAUGGCAAAAAUACAAAUCGGAAGAGGCAUAUGCUAAGCUCAUUCAAAGUGAAAAGCAACGUAGGAUAAAUCGAUUACAAAGUCAUUAUCAGAAUAAUGUUUGGGAGAGACGAGAGAAACCACCAGAGAAUUGGAACGCUCCACUGCCUGAAUGGAUGGAAAAAAAUUUCGAAAACUCAUACUUGCAAAUAAGAAGCAAAGAAAUGAAAGAAGGCACAGAGCAAGUAUCUCCUCUCAACUCAAAAUGCACUAUAUUGUAACAGUGCAUAGCAAAUUUGUUACUGUAAGAUUUAGUAUAGCCUGUAUAUACAUGAAUCUAUUAUUUAAAUUGAGUCACAUGUGUACAAUAAUAUAUAUGAUAAAUGUAUGUGGAAUUUUACAGUUUGUGAAUAAAUGUGUGAUUAUAAUGUGA